Messenger RNA from Mesorhabditis belari, 1815 nucleotides. The record is from the annotation of a GenBank genome assembly. NCBI's taxonomy places the organism in Eukaryota, Metazoa, Nematoda, Chromadorea, Rhabditida, Rhabditidae.
AUGCAAAACCCUGCACAAACUGUCGCAUUAGUUCCCUCAGAGAAAAAACCGCAAAAACAAAGCCUCUUAAAUUGCUGGACUCGUCUCUUCUUGCUGAUUCUCUUUUCGUACUCUAUUGGAUGCACGAUCUACCUCGGCUUUCUCAUAUUUUACUUUGAACAUUUGGAAUCUAAAUGCUUGAAUAGCAAUCUCGUGUCUCGACCGAAAAGUGAGCCGUGUCUACCCGGUUGGAGUCACUCAAAACACUUUCAAGCUUGUUAUAUCAUCAUUUACGAUGUUGACUACGACCUGGCGAAGCGUAUUUGUCAGUACAUGGACAGUAAAAUGGUUUAUGUUGAAGGGGAGACGAAAAAUCGUUUAUUAAUAUCAUUGAUUCGCAGCGAACAGUCGAAAACGUUCGCCUCAGGCAAUCUGAUACUUGGCGCUCAGAGAAUGAACAAUCGUUUCUACUGGGACAACGGUAGCGAGAUGAAAUACACGCAUUGGGGCUCACAAGAGCCGAUCACCACAAACGGGAAUGAGAAUUGCGUCUUGUUGGUCACCGAUCGAAACGAAAUUCUUUCCUCUAAGUUCUCGCGAUGGAAAACGACACCCUGUAACGUCAAGCAAAAAUUCUCGAUUUUAUCAUCUAUUUGUCUCGAGAAAUAUUCGUUCAUUGAAGAACCAAAGCAAAGAGUGAAUGAAAAAGCAGAAGUUCUCUUCUCGAGUCAUAUCUUUGAAAGUUGUCCCAAUUACAAUUAUAAAUGGGAUGAUCCGGAGAUUUUAAAGCUAUUGCCGCCAACUAAAGAAGAACCUCUAUGCCAUCGUGAGAAUGGAAUCACUUUACUUUUGAGGGGAGAAGUGAAAAUGAACACUGAAUAUUUGAAUUAUCAAAAAUACAAAUGUAAAGCAAGAUGCGCUUAUCUUGAUGGUGGUUACGAAUAUAAAUUUGGAUCAUGGUGCACUGUUGGAAGUGAUUGUAAAAAGUUUAACUGCGAUUUCGUUUACAUCAACUGUUGGCUGGGUGAAGAAUUAGUGCAUAUCGAUGUGCAUUUGCAAAUUUAUGAACACAGAAGAAAUCGAGCUGAAGAGUUUCGUGGCUUAUACAAUGGCCAUUCGAUUCCACUACAGAGCCAAGUUACUUCAAAAGGUUUCCAUCCAAAUCUCUACAUCAUUGUCCUCGAUUCAGCUGGCAGAAAUCCGGCAAUGAGACAACUCAAAAAGACUUACAAAUACCUUGUUGACGAGCUUGGGGCAAUCGAUUUCAAGAAAUUUCAACGUGUCGCCUACAGUAGUCGAGAAAAUGCAUUCGCUGCUUUCUGGGGAAUCAUUGGGGAGAAAGUUGAUCGAAAAGCUUUUGGUGGCACAGUGAUUGAGAAAACUUCAACAUGUGGAUAUCCAUAUGAUAAUCGUCAUUAUAUUCAAUUCGAAUAUGAGGAUGCCGGCUAUCGAACGAUGUACGCGUACGAUUACCUUCUUGAUUUGUACAUGUAUGUCGAUUGUGUGGGAAUGGUAAAUGAUUUGGCCACGCAUCAUUCGAGACCAUUCCAACUGCUCUCCAUUUUGCCUGAAGAAGUUUGGAUCGAUGUCCCAUUCGUCCAAUACGGAUAUCAGUAUCAAAAUGAGAAACUUCUUCGGAAACAUCUACGCAACAAAACGAAAUGUGGCCAAAACUAUAAUCACAUGAUACGCUACACUGAGGAAUUCAUGAACUCAUACAAAGGAAUUCCAAACGGUACUUUACUUGAAGACAUGGUAAAGAAGAAUUCUGGUGAAUUGCUUACAAUGCACGAUAUACACGCAACAACACUCAUUGAUAUAAUUCGGGUAAAGUUU